CUCCUCCUCCAACGACAAAAGGACGCCGAGUCCCGCGCUGCAGCGAGGCUUGAGUGAGGGACUGCCUGGCAACAUCAUGCCCAACUUCUCUGGCAACUGGAAAAUCAUCCGGUCCGAAAACUUCGAGGACUUGCUUAAAGUCCUGGGAGUGAAUGUGAUGCUGAGGAAGAUCGCGGUGGCGGCUGCAUCCAAGCCCGCAGUGGAGAUCAAGCAGGAGGGAGAUACCUUCUACAUCAAAACCUCCACCACCGUGCGUACCACUGAGAUCAACUUCCAGAUCGGCGAGGAGUUUGAGGAGCAGACGGUGGAUGGGAGGCCUUGCAAGAGCCUGGUGAAGUGGGAGAGCGAGAAUAAAAUGGUCUGUGAGCAGAGGCUUCUCAAGGGCGAAGGCCCCCGGACCUCCUGGAGCAGAGAACUGACCAACGACGGCGAGCUCAUUCUGACCAUGACCGCCGAUGACGUCGUGUGCACCAGGGUCUACGUCCGAGAGUGAGAGGCCCCGGAUUGCUGGGGCCUGAGCCUGCUACCAGCCUCGCCCCUGCUCAGCGCCCCACUGCCCCCUCCCGCCCUUCUA
Sorex fumeus (smoky shrew) is the source of this 574-nucleotide messenger RNA. It is a transcript of the gene CRABP2, whose product is annotated as cellular retinoic acid binding protein 2. Gene Ontology annotation, cellular component: cytosol; nucleus. The transcript is spliced from 4 exons. Bases 77 to 493 code for a protein of 138 amino acids. Gene Ontology annotation, molecular function: fatty acid binding. The record is from RefSeq and is a predicted model, not a curated record. Gene Ontology annotation, biological process: fatty acid transport. NCBI's taxonomy places the organism in Eukaryota, Metazoa, Chordata, Mammalia, Eulipotyphla, Soricidae.